Messenger RNA from Frieseomelitta varia, 1798 nucleotides. Its product is annotated as esterase FE4-like. The record is from RefSeq and is a predicted model, not a curated record. Lineage: Eukaryota; Metazoa; Arthropoda; Insecta; Hymenoptera; Apidae. The transcript is spliced from 8 exons. Bases 32 to 1636 code for a protein of 534 amino acids.
ACUUCUUUAUAAAGGAGAUAAGCGUCACAGUAUGAAGUUAGUGAGAACUUGGUUAACAAUGAGAAAACCGGUCGUGACUGUGCAGCAAGGGAAAUUAGAAGGUGCAGAGCUGAAAAGUGCCCUAGGAUUAUCAUAUUUAGCUUUCAGAGGGAUACCUUUCGCUGCUCCUCCUGUCGGAGACCUCAGAUUUAAGGAUCCUCAACCACCUUUGCCAUGGACUGGUAUCAAGGAUAUUUCCAAAGAACAAAAAUACAUCGCCCCACAGAAGGAAGAACUUGCUCCUUUCAAUAUUAUAGGCGAUGAGGAUUGCCUUUAUUUGAACGUGUACACGAAUUCCCUCAAUCAAUCAAAACCUGUUAUGUUCUGGAUUCACGGAGGUGCAUUUCUAGUCGGCAAUUCGAGUUUCUGCGAGUCAAGACCUGAUUAUCUACUCGCGAAGGACGUUGUAGUUGUUUCAGCUAAUCACAGACUUGGCGCAUUCGGAUUUUUAAAUUUGGGUCACCGAGUCGCUCCAGGAAAUUUCGCCGUGAAAGAUAUAAUCGCGGCUUUGGAGUGGGUCAAGGAAAAUAUUGCCAACUUUGGUGGAGAUCCCGAUAAUGUUACGAUUUUUGGAGCCAGCGCUGGAGGAGCCUUAGUUCAUUCCUUACUCAUAUCACCUCGCGCGAGAGGAUUGUUUCACAAGGCGAUUUUGCACAGUGGAACACUGUAUUGCCCUUGGACAACUGAAAGCACGAAAACUCGUACUGCAUACGGUUUUAAGCUUGCUUCAAUCCUUGGAAAAGAUACCACUGAUCCUGUCGAAGCUGUCGAAUUUUUACGAACGGUCCCCGCUGAGAACAUCGUGAAAGCUCAAGCAUCCAUUUUAUCUUCAGAGGAAAUGAAAGCUUUUACCCUUGUUUACGGAGUUGAUCACGACGAAGUUGCGGAAAAUCCUGUUUUAUCACAACCGAUCGAACAAUUACUUGCAAAUGAUGCAAACGUGCCUGUAAUUAUUAGUUACUCGGAACAUGAAUAUAUCAUGUUCCUGAAAGAUAAAAGCGAAAAAACGAUGGCGGAGAUCAAUCGGUAUCUGUAUACGCAUGUGAACAACUUGAGAUCAUCGAUGAAAUUAGAGGAUGCAGAAGUUGAAAAAUUAUUCGAGAUGAUAAAAGAUCAGUAUUUCGAUGGAAAACCAGUCACCGAGGAAACAUUGCUCAACUUCUCAAAAUUGUUUUCUCUUAUUUAUUUCGGCAUUCCCGCGCUGACGUUGCUAAAGGAUCGAGUGAAAAGAACGACUGCGCCUAAUUAUAUUUGUGUAUUUUCGUACGUUGGCAAUGAGAAAACCUCAACGGAUCGCUUAGUGAAACGACAGAUUUCUGGAGCUUCCCAUGUAGAUGAGAUCGCGUACUUAUUGUAUUUACCGAAAUGUAAAAUUGAAAAUCCUGAUCCACCAGCGAUUGGUACGAAAGACAGGAUUACGUUAGAACGAAUAACUAGAAUGUGGACCAAUUUUGCUAAAACAGGGGAUCCUACUUCAGUUAAAGACGAGUAUGUCAAUGUCACUUGGAAACCUGCAACGUCGAAAGAGCUCUGUCAGUUGAAAAUUGGCGACGAAUUACAGUUACUGCCUCUUCCGCAAGAUAUUUUAUUUCCAUAAAUAGAUUUCAAUCGAUUCUCUUAUUAUUUCAAUUAUUUUUUGAAGAAUUUUUAUUUUUUUUUUAAUCACAUAACUUAUAGUAAUACAUGUAAUCGUUUUCUUACGUUUAAAAGAAAGACGAAAGGUGUAAAGGAAAUAAUAAAUACAUUACACAUUGUAUAA